Helicoverpa zea (corn earworm) is the source of this 3348-nucleotide messenger RNA. Its product is annotated as tyrosine-protein phosphatase non-receptor type 13-like. The coding region runs from base 1 to 3264 and encodes 1087 amino acids. The transcript has a single exon. Gene Ontology annotation, molecular function: protein binding. The record is from RefSeq and is a predicted model, not a curated record. Gene Ontology annotation, cellular component: cytoskeleton. Lineage: Eukaryota; Metazoa; Arthropoda; Insecta; Lepidoptera; Noctuidae.
AUGCUACGUCACUGCGACGAGGACUCGGGCAGGAGCUCGUGCUCGGCCGCGUCCAUCUGCCUCAGCCCAGUCAUGGACUACCACCUCGAUGACGACCUGCACCAAGUCAAACGACGUCAUUCCAAAACUCAAGAGGCUAGCACCAACACUGAACUAAAAGUCAGUUCCCGUCCACGAAGCUUAGUGGGGCUGCUCAAGUCUCCAGACGAAAGAGACCCAUUUCCUAGCUGCAGAAUACCUAGAAACCAUAGAAAACCUGUAUUUAAUUUAUUUGAUACCCCCAGAAGGGGUGGCCUAAGUAAUGCACAUUCCACUUUAGAAAUUGCUUGCAGCACUCAAAUUGAGGAGUCAAGGAUGCCUACCAAUACUGUUUCCAUGACUGCCAUAGCUUUGAAUGACAAUGUGGUUAAGCCACAACUAAAUAGUAAUUUCAGAAGAGGCAAGCCAGUUCAGAGAGCUGCAUCAAGGUUGUAUAAAGCGGACUGUGGAUUCAAAGGCAGAGAAGGAUGUGUUGGCCCAGAGUUCAUUGUAAGAGCUUCACAACCAGCCAGGCACAUGGACUUAUCUCUGUCAGCUGUUUCUGACAAAAGAGUUAUAACUAUAGUCUUGCUUAAUGGCCAGAAGGUUGAGAUCCUGUGUGACCCUAAUGUGAUAACUGCAGGACAAUUGUUUGAAGCUUUGGUCCACAGUGAAAAGUAUGAGCAUAACUUCAUGCUUGGCAUUGCCAUUUUGAUUGGAGGAGACUUUGUGUUCUUGCCAGAUGACUACAAAAUAAAAAAAGUUGCACCAGAAGCUUGGCAUAAAACAAAUAGCAAAAAGAGAAUAUCUGAAGAGGAUACCACAUUGACAGUCUUCUUGAGGAUAAAGUUCUUUUUGCCCAAAAACAUUGCUGGAAACAUACAAGGUGGAGAAUGGAGAUAUAGAGUAUAUUUACAACUGAGGAGGGCUACCUUAGAAGGUCAGCUGACUUCAACUAUCCAAAACCUUAUCUUAUUAGCAGGAUAUGCUUUGCAUAUAGAAUUUGGCGAGUUUUCAUUUAGAGAGCAUGGCACAGCUGACUAUUUCCUGUUGGAACACUAUUUACCCGAAACUGUGAUAACAGGUGACAUGGCAGAUGUCAAGCUGCGGAUGAAGAGGGCUCAUGAGUCCAGGCGUGGCUUGGAGAGACACAAAGCAAUCAUAAAUUACAUAACCCUUGCUCAAACAUUUCGAGAUUAUGGUGCACAUUUUUACUCUGCAAUAUGGGCUACUCGAGAUGGCUUUUGCAGAGAUGUAUGGCUUUCAAUUGGCCCAAGAGGUAUAACUCUUUAUUCAAGAAAUAAUCAUUCAACUGACGACACAGGCACCCAUACAAACAGAAUAGUUCUACAGAGUUUGCCUUGGCACCAUAUACAUACAUUCUAUUACAAUAAGAAAAGCUUGUACAUUAUGCCCAAUUCAUACUCAGGUUUAUCAAAAAUUGGUGUUAAAUAUAAAUUGAAAAUGGCAGACAAUAAAAGCUAUUUCACAUUUUGGCUGGCUUCCCUACACCACAGGUUAUAUUUGAAACUGUAUGCCAAAGGAGAUUUCCUCACUUAUUUGUCAGAUGAAUUCAAUUGCCCCCUAAAUGUAGCUGGAAGUCCUAAGAAAUAUGACUGUAGUAAUUAUGAAGACAGCUAUAACUUAGCAGUAAGAAACCCAAUUAGAGUAAGAAGACCUGUUAGGAGAAGAUUCAAGGUAGACAUAUUUGGGGAGAAAAAGGUUCAGAAUAAAGAAAAUGAAAAGCCAGACACUGAAGAACUCCUCAGGCAAAUAUUAUCACCACAACCCAGUGAUGAAUUGUUAUCAAAUACAUCUAACACGCAAGGCCAUGAAAAUUCCUCCAAUGAUGGAUUGUCAUCUUCAGAAAGUUGUAGUAUACCAAGAAGGCAAGGUGUUAAAAUGGGCACAAGAGUUUUCCAUGGCAUGAAGUCUGUAACUGACAGCAGAUAUACUACAUCUCCCAUCAGAACUUCUAACCCUUGCUCAAGAUCAGAAGGUGACUUGGUGAUGACACACAGUGACUCAGAUGAUCUGAGUACAGAGCAAAGGCAACAUUGUAUUAUCAACAGCAUGCAACUGCUGCCUGAGAGACAUUAUAAUCAUAACCUGCCAAGUGCUCCAACUGCCUAUGUAUUAGAAUCUCCUAAAGUGUACCCAGAUGUUUUCAAUUAUAACACUGUAAAUAAUGAGUCCUGUUUAAAUACCUCACUUUUUGAGAAAUUGGAUAACAUGGAAUGUGUUCAAGGUGAAAGAAUUUUUGUUACCGCAGCACUGGAAAGAGAUGAGCAGAAUGCUUUAGGACUGCAAGUAGCUGAAGGCUCAGAUGGCAAUGUGUACAUUAAAUCAAUAACAUCUGGGAGCCCGGCAGACUUGUGCAAGAAACUGUUACCUGGUGAUCAAAUAAUAUCAGUCAAUGGCAAGACACUAUUGAAUAUUAAAUAUGACAAAGCAUUAACAAUGCUGCAGUCAGCUCCACAUAAAGUGGAACUAAUUGUUCUCCAAAAUGCCAAUAAUCCAAGCCAUUCAGACUAUCAACAGAGUCGUGAUAAUCAAUUUGCUGACACCAGUAACAAUAAUGUAGGUCAGAAGUGUAUUAGUAAUAGUGUAGCGAGUGCCUUAGAUGUAGAAAUAACAGAUGACGAAUUAUUAAAUGAAGAAGCUUUAAAAACAAUAUAUGCUCUCAUAAAACUCACAAAGGAUAAAGUAAUAAGUAGGAUGAAAGAUAGAUCUAGUAAACAAUCCACACCUGUUAAAGGCAAUCUGCAAAAGUGUUACUCAGAGAACAAAGUUUACGAAGAAUCUGAUUUAGGGAAUUAUUCAUCUCAAGAAAAUACGCCUCAGAAGCGAAAUUCCCAAAAAUUCAAUACUUGGCGUGGUCAAAUGAACAAUAAUAGGUCGAAGCGACGACCUUUGAGUCUAAGCAUUCCAAGAGAUGUAGAUUUACCAGAUGAUUAUUUAAAUGACCAUUCUGAUGAUUUGCUUCAGAAAACAUCAUUGAAAUCUAUUCAGUCCUCUUUGAAUAGCUUAGAUAAAUCUGCAAAAAGCAGUUCUUCAAAGAAUGUAGCGUUACCACGAAACUUUGGACUGGGCAGAAGGUGGUUGGGCCCAGUGCGAUACCCUGUGACACCUUGUAAAAACAAUGCCGCGGAGACUGGGUCGAGUGCAAUCGUUAACGAAAACGUCACGAGAAGACAUUUCGUGUAUGGUGCUGGAGAUUCAGAUGAAGAUCAAAUAUUUUUGUAAGAUGUUAUAUUCGAUUUAAGUUAUAGUUACUAUUUUAUAUUAAGUUUAAGAAGACAAAUAUACUAAAUGCUAUUAUGUACUGUA